UGGAAGGUCCCCGGGUGGAUGUUUGCUGAGCAGGCAGGCUGAGUAGGCAGGGCUGGUGGGUCGGCCGGUGUUUCUGAUCCGUGUGUGUGAGUGUGUGCGUGUGCGUGUGUGUGUGUAUGCGUGUGCAUUGUUGUGAGGCGCACGGGCAGGACUGGCGUGUGCGGGAGCCCGGGAUCUCUGCUUCUUCUGCAAGGACUGAUCCAAGAUUAUGGUCAGGGUGAAGGGAGAAGGCUCUUGCUUACCCCCCGGAUUGAUUAUGCUCGGGUUUUGAUUGCAUUCGGGGUUCCUGCAGCCGCGGCCGCCUUCCCCUCUCCGGCGGCCCCCCUCCCUUGUUUUCCGUUAGAAACACGGGCAAGAAAAUAAAUGUAUUCACUGGGUGUCGCAAGAGCAAAGGCUAAAUAAUCGAAGGUAACAGCAGCAGCCAGGCGAAGAGACCCGCACCGUACCCUGCUCACCCAUUCCCAGACCUGCCCUCCUAUUUAUUGGCGAGACCUCCCUCCCUCCCUCUCGGUGCGAGUGCGUUGAGCGGCUGUUUGAUCCCGGGAAAAGUGCAGCUAUCCAGCCAUGGUGGUUUUCAAUGGCUUACUGAAAAUCAAGAUCUGCGAGGCGGUGAAUCUAAAGCCCACGGCAUGGUCUCUGAGGCAUGCGGUGGGUCCCAGGCCACAGACCUUUUUGCUGGACCCUUACAUCGCCCUCAAUGUGGACGACUCCAGGAUCGGGCAGACCUCGACCAAGCAAAAGACCAACAGUCCUGCUUGGAACGAUGAAUUUGUCACCGACGUUUGUAAUGGCAGGAAGAUAGAGAUGGCUGUUUUCCAUGAUGCCCCUAUCGGGUACGACGAUUUUGUGGCUAACUGCACUAUACAGUUUGAGGACUUGCUGCAGAACGGGAGCCGGCACUUCGAGGACUGGAUCGACUUGGAGCCAGAAGGGAGAGUGUAUGUCAUCAUAGACCUUUCAGGAUCAUCAGGUGAAGCACCCAAGGACAAUGAAGAGCGUGUGUUCCGGGAACGGAUGCGCCCCAGGAAGCGCCAGGGUGCCGUGCGGCGCAGGGUGCAUCAGGUUAAUGGACACAAGUUUAUGGCCACCUACCUUAGACAACCAACAUAUUGCUCUCACUGCAGAGACUUCAUAUGGGGUGUAAUAGGAAAACAGGGAUACCAAUGUCAAGUUUGUACUUGUGUAGUUCACAAGCGAUGUCAUGAACUUAUAAUAACGAAGUGUGCUGGCUUAAAAAAACAGGAAACUCACGAUGAGCAAGUGGGAUCCCAGCGUUUCAGUGUCAACAUGCCUCACAAGUUCAGUAUUCACAAUUACAAAGUGCCCACCUUCUGUGACCACUGUGGUUCAUUGCUCUGGGGUCUUUUGAGACAAGGUUUACAAUGCAAAGUUUGCAAGAUGAAUGUACAUCGACGCUGUGAAACAAAUGUGGCACCAAACUGUGGAGUGGAUGCUAGAGGCAUAGCUAAAGUUCUUGCAGAUCUUGGAGUCACUCCAGAUAAGAUCACUAAUAGUGGGCAGAGGAGGAAAAAGCUAAUUGCAGGUGCAGAGACUCAACCACCAGUUCCGGGAUGUGCGUCAUCAGAAGAAGAUAGGUCAAAAUCAGCACCAACAUCUCCAUGUGAUCAAGAAAUCAAAGAGCUGGAAAACAACAUUAGGAAAGCGUUAUCUUUUGACAAUCGGGGAGAGGAACACAGAGCGACAGCUACAACGUCAACAGACAACCAGCUUAACAAAUCUGGGGAGAAUGGUGAAAAUGGGGAGGUCAAACAGGCCCAGAGCAAGCGAAUAGGUCUUGAAGAAUUCAACUUCAUCAAAGUAUUAGGAAAAGGCAGUUUUGGCAAGGUAAUGUUAGCUGAGCUAAAAGGAAAAGAUGAAGUAUAUGCAGUGAAAGUCUUGAAGAAAGAUGUCAUACUUCAAGAUGAUGAUGUAGACUGUACAAUGACAGAAAAGAGAAUUCUGGCAUUAGCACGGAAACAUCCAUAUUUAACACAACUUUACUGCUGCUUCCAGACAAAGGACCGCCUCUUUUUCGUCAUGGAAUAUGUAAAUGGAGGAGACCUAAUGUUUCAAAUCCAACGCUCACGUAAAUUUGACGAACCUCGAUCCCGCUUCUAUGCUGCAGAGGUCACAUCAGCACUCAUGUUUCUUCACCAACAUGGCGUCAUCUACAGGGACCUGAAACUGGACAACAUUCUUCUGGAUGCAGAAGGCCACUGUAAACUGGCUGACUUUGGGAUGUGCAAAGAAGGGAUUCUGAAUGGAGUGACCACCACGACGUUUUGUGGCACACCUGACUAUAUAGCUCCAGAGAUCCUCCAGGAGCUAGAAUACGGUCCAUCCGUGGACUGGUGGGCUCUGGGUGUUCUCAUGUACGAAAUGAUGGCUGGACAACCCCCCUUUGAAGCUGACAAUGAGGAUGAUCUCUUUGAAUCCAUUCUUCAUGAUGAUGUAUUGUAUCCAGUCUGGCUCAGUAAAGAAGCUGUCAGCAUUUUAAAAGCAUUCAUGACAAAAAAUCCCAACAAGCGACUUGGCUGUGUGGCAUCACAAAAUGGGGAAGAUGCAAUUAAGCAGCAUCCAUUUUUCAAGGAAAUUGACUGGGUUCUUCUAGAACAAAGGAAAAUCAAGCCGCCCUUCAAACCUCGGAUUAAAACCAAAAGGGAUGUAAAUAACUUUGAUCAAGACUUUACACGAGAAGAACCAGUAUUAACACUAGUGGAUGAGACAAUUAUAAAACAAAUCAAUCAAGAAGAAUUUAAAGGGUUCUCUUAUUUUGGAGAAGAGCUACUGCCAUAGACAACGUUAGGCUGACGGAUGAAUGAUGCUACAAGAAGUAAUGCUGAAGAGAUCAUCAAAUUACUGAGACUCAGUAGAUGGAGAACUACUUCUUUUACCCUGAGCCCAUAUCCCAAGUUAAAGUAUAUAUUUAUUGUAUUUUUCCUUUAAUUUUCUGACCUGAAAGCACUCUUAAGUUCUGUCUCACAAAGCAAUGCAAAAUAAUUUUGUAUCAGAAAUUGUGGAUGUAACACACUGCCAUAUAUUUGCAACUUUUCUUUUAUUCCUAAGAAUAGGAAUUUCCAGAGGACAAAAUUGCAUCUUUUCCAUAAAAAAUGAAUCUAUGCUAUUGAAAGCAAUUUAGCAGAUCACAUUCUGUAAUCAUCAUAUAUAAUUAAGCUAAGAAGGUGAGAACUGUUUCUUCUGUAGUGGUAGUUAUGGUGAGAUCUGUACUUAGAUGCCCUUUGUAAAGCAAAGUCUGCCUUCAUGGAGGUGUAAUCCUCAAUUAUUAAUUUAUUGUGGAGAGGUACAAACUAUGAAGUUAUCGUCAGACAACUUUCUUCCAGAAAAAGAAGCACAUCAAUUAAAGCUUUCAGUGAAUUUCCUCGUACAAUAUACAGGAAACUCUUAGGAAUAAGAGACAAAAAGCUAACUGAAAUUUUAUUUAAAGCAAGAAACAGAUGCUACAUGGAUAGAUAUUAAAGGGCUAAAGAAUAAAAAGCCUACAGUAUUUUAAUUCAGCUAUACAUAGCCAUUUUACUAUUUUUUAGACAAUUUGGUGUACUAUCCAUGUUACCAAAUUAAAUAACCUUUUAAAUGAACCAAUAAUGUGACGGCAAGCUUGCAAAUGUUUACAGUUAAUUUUUCAUAAAAAAUUAAUUAUAAACAUUAUAAAUUUGCAUUUUCCAUAGUAGCUAAGUUGGUAAAUAAUUUCUUAUUUAUAUUUAUUUUCUCAGCAGUGUGUUGCUUUUGCACACUUAUACAAAACCAUAGUACUACUGUGUAUGUUGGGUUUUAUGUUUAAAGUCUAAAGAGAAAUCUGCUUUUAGAAGACACAAAAUAAGGCUACAUGUGCAUUAUGUGGAGAUGUGUUAAAAAACUGAAGAUCAAACAUUCACAAACUGACAUUAUUAAAAGUUGUAAAUUGAUAUUUUUUUGUGUAUGAAUUGAAAUGGUAACUCAUGUGGACAAUAUUACUAAUGUGAAGUUACCUCCUGUAGAUAUGCUAACAGUGUUAUGUACUUAUAUUUCCAGGGAUACCCUGUGAUUUGGUUUUGGUUUUGAUUUUUUUAAUUUUUUUUAAUAUUUUUGUUUGUUUGUUUGGGUUUUGAUUUGGU
Pseudopodoces humilis (Tibetan ground-tit) is the source of this 4112-nucleotide messenger RNA. It is a transcript of the gene PRKCE, whose product is annotated as protein kinase C epsilon. Gene Ontology annotation, biological process: protein phosphorylation. The record is from RefSeq and is a predicted model, not a curated record. Gene Ontology annotation, molecular function: diacylglycerol-dependent serine/threonine kinase activity; ATP binding. NCBI's taxonomy places the organism in Eukaryota, Metazoa, Chordata, Aves, Passeriformes, Paridae.